Molecule: messenger RNA, 228 nt
Organism: Colletotrichum orchidophilum
Lineage: Eukaryota; Fungi; Ascomycota; Sordariomycetes; Glomerellales; Glomerellaceae
Product: DNA directed RNA polymerase
Exons: 2
Coding region: 1-228 (75 amino acids)
Biological process (GO): DNA-templated transcription
Cellular component (GO): RNA polymerase III complex; RNA polymerase II, core complex; RNA polymerase I complex
Molecular function (GO): zinc ion binding; DNA-directed RNA polymerase activity; DNA binding
Source: RefSeq, a predicted model, not a curated record
AUGUCCCGCGAAGCCUACCAGGUCCCCACUGCCGGCGGCGCCUCCGCGCCCAGCGCGGCCGCCUACACUUCCUACGGCACCGAGGGCCCCCAGAUGCAGUACCUCUGCGGCGACUGCGGUCUCAAGUUCCAGCUCCGUCGCGCCGAUCCUAUCCGUUGCAAGGAGUGCGGUUGUCGUAUUCUCUACAAGGAGCGGACCAAGAGAAUGGUCCAGUUCGAGGCGAGAUGA